AUGAACUCGCUCAGAAGGUUGUUUCCAGCACUGAAUUCCUUCAGACAGUGUGCGCACUUUCCGACUGCUCAGUUUUCCCGCUCAAUUUCAUCUACGGCUGUUUCGUCUCAAAAGUUUGACAUCACGCCUUUAAAGCUCUCAAAUGAACUCUACGCUGUGAUUCGUAUCCACAAUAGGCCAUACCUAGUUACAAAAGGAGAUAAGGUAACGCUGCCUUUCAAACUAAAGCAAGCGGAAGUCGGAGACAUUCUGAACAUGAACGAUGUCACCGCAAUUGGAAGCAGAAACUACAAAGUCGUCGAUAGUCCGUUGGAUCCUUCACUCUACACCAUAAAAGCUACAAUUCUGGAGAAAACUAAACGCCCUAUGCGAGUUAGAGAGGUCACGAAGCGAAGGAACCGUAAAGUUCGUCAUGCCGUGAGCAAGCCGGAUCUCACGGUUUUGAGGAUUUCGGAACUUUCUCUUAACGAUUGA
Messenger RNA from Lachancea thermotolerans CBS 6340, 474 nucleotides. RefSeq names its product mitochondrial 54S ribosomal protein bL21m (gene MRPL49). The transcript has a single exon. The record is from RefSeq and is a predicted model, not a curated record. Gene Ontology annotation, molecular function: structural constituent of ribosome. Gene Ontology annotation, cellular component: mitochondrial large ribosomal subunit; ribosome. Lineage: Eukaryota; Fungi; Ascomycota; Saccharomycetes; Saccharomycetales; Saccharomycetaceae. The coding region runs from base 1 to 474 and encodes 157 amino acids.